GAUACCAAAAUGGCGUUAUAUUGAGGUGACGAUAUCGCUAAAUGAAAAUAUGGGUGACGAAGCCAUACAAGCAACAAACGAUGACGCGGCAUCGUGCAAGAGAUUUGCUAUCCAGCAGGGAUACUGGAGAGACCCAUAUUUACAGUUCCUCGUAAAGGCAGCUGAAAGGAAAGCCCCCGAAAUAAACAGAGGUUACUAUGUCCGGACUCAUGGUAUCAAGUAUUUACUAGAAGAUUUUAUAAAAAAGACAGAAUCCAAUUGUCAAAUUAUCAGUCUUGGGGCUGGAUUUGAUACUUUAUUCUGGAGGUUAAAGGAUGAAGGUCUUCUGCCAAAAACUUACGUUGAGUUAGAUUUCCGGGCUGUAACCUCCAGAAAAUGUUAUUACAUCAAAAGUAGAAGUCAGUUAUUAGAUCCUCUAAUGGAAUCUUGUGAUGGAGUAAAAAAUAAAAUAUCUAUAGAAAACGCUGAAUUACACUCGCCAAGAUACCAUAUUAUGACUGCAGAUUUGAGGGAUGUAGCUGAUGUGGAAAGUAAACUCACUGAAGCAGGUAUUGAUAAAAACUUACCUACAGUGUUCAUAUCAGAGUGUGUUUUAGUUUACAUGACAGUACAGAAAUCCAGUGAUUUACUCAAGUGGAUUGGCGAUUCUUUUCCCACCGUGUUGUAUAUCAACUACGAACAAGUGAACAUGGCAGACAGGUUUGGUCAGGUCAUGCAGCAGAAUUUACGAUCACGUCACUGUGAGCUUCAUGGUGUUGAUGCAUGUGCUAGUAUGGAUACUCAGAAAAACAGAUUUUUAUCAGUUGGUUGGGAAGGUGCUGAUGCCAUGGACAUGAUGUGUGUUUAUCAUAAACUACCUCCAGCUGACAUACACAGGAUUGAACGUCUUGAAUUCUUGGACGAGUUAGAACUCUUACAGCAGUUGUUCCAACACUAUUGUAUUUGUUGGGCGUACAAAGACAAAGCCAACAUAGGUUUAUCAUCAAUCGGCUUUGCAUAAAGCCAUACCACCUGAUGAUGCACCAAAGAAUUCAACAUUCUUUGGUGCAUUAUGGAUGUGUGUCACCGUAUAUGUGGCUUGACUUGUCUGAAAAGGCUACCUGUUCUCAUCUUGUAUCAACCAAUCUGUAUGCAAGGUGAAUGCAGAACAUAUCUUGGGUCAUGAAGUGUAAUCUUGCACCAUAGCCACAUGUCAAUUCAAUGGAUACAUUUUCAGUACACCUCAAUUAGUGAUCUACAAACGUACAUGUAGUGUACCUCCCAACCAAUUUACAGUGGAACACCAGCCCGCAUUUCAAGACCAAAUUUGAUACUCUAGUGUCAGUUUUAAUCUGUGAUAUAGUCCACCAUUAGUAACUUCAAUGAUGACGUAAAACUUGGUGAUUCUCCCUCCCUUAUAUUCAUCUAGUUUUUUUUAAUUUUUAAACUAAAUUUUUAAAGAUAAUUUUUACACAACUUGAAAUUGAAGCAGAACUGUUAUUCCCAGCAUUGAUAAAUUUACGAUCAUCCCCAGUGGAUUAAGUUUGAUUCAUAAUUCAAACCAUUAUAGCUACCAUUGGCUAUAAUGGUAAAAUCCACUAUUAAAACGUAUCAACAAAUUUAAAAUAAGGUCAUAUACAUGUCUGGUCACAUCUAAUUGAAAAGGGCAACUGUAUUGGGAUGAUUAAACAUAGCUCAUCUUUACUGUGCAUGUUUCAUAUAUGUAUGUUUCGCUCUACAAUUCAAAACAUGAAUAAACAAGUGCUAUAUGAUUGUAUUUUUAUUUAUCGAUUCCCACUUCAGAAAUCUUAUUUACAGCUCUUUGCUUGACUUUCUAUGCAAUGCAAUCACCAAUGCAUAUACUAGUUGUAAUGCUGAGUGUAUGUUGUCUUGGCUACUCUUGGUAAACUUUUUUUGAAGCACACAUCUUAUUACAGCGGGUACAAACAAGAUUCGUACAGGGAGUUAACAAACUGCCCAGGAAAGUCUCCAUGAAUAUUGCAAUAUAGCGAGGGACUUUGUUUGUGCUAUCAAAUGAUCCAAUAUUAUGAAAACAAUUUGCUUACAUUUUGUGAUAGUCUUACUUCCCCUGGCACCUUAAUUUUGGACUUGAAUUUUAAUUAAUUUUUGUCCAGGUACUUAAUAUGAAGUUGUUGUCUUGUUUUCAUAUUGCAAUAUUGAUGCGACUACAGAAAGAAUGUUGUAAAUUACCAGUACGAAUCUUCUUUGCAGUCAUCUCAACUGUCUUGAAGGAAGUUGAUAGGGAUAUUGUAAGGGAGUUUCCCAGUUGCAAGUUAACUUGCUGUAAUC
Molecule: messenger RNA, 2289 nt
Organism: Saccoglossus kowalevskii
Lineage: Eukaryota; Metazoa; Hemichordata; Enteropneusta; Harrimaniidae
Product: leucine carboxyl methyltransferase 1-like
Biological process (GO): C-terminal protein methylation
Cellular component (GO): cytosol
Molecular function (GO): protein C-terminal leucine carboxyl O-methyltransferase activity
Source: RefSeq, a predicted model, not a curated record